AAAGGUAACAGCUCUCGUGGGGGGGGGAGAUCACAAGACGACAACCAGGAAAAAAGUAACAGCUUUCUCCGUCAACUACGGCACUUGAGAGACUUGUCCUCCUCUCUUUCUUCGAUUUCAAACCUCAAAAGAGAUGGAUUCUUCUCACUGCUUUGCCACUGGGAAAAGCAGUUCUGUCUUGCCAAAACUUACUUUCAAGAAUGUGGACAGCAACAAGUUUUGGGGUGAAAAGAUCAAAAGCAAUGGUUUCUUUAAACGUUUUGCUUCAGAUUUGAACUCCAACAAGUUUGGGAAUCGAAAGUUCAAGCACAGUAGUGUUGUUUACGCUGUUGCCACUUCAAAGAAUCCUAACGAAGCUAUGAUAGUAAAGCCUUCCAUGUUUGAGAAAAGAAAGGCAGAUCCCAAAAACGUGGCUGCAAUCAUUCUAGGAGGAGGCAAUGGAGCUCAACUCUUCCCUCUUACUAAGAGAGCCGCCACACCAGCUGUUCCUGUUGGUGGAUGCUAUAGACUGAUCGAUAUCCCGAUGAGUAACUGCAUUAACAGCUGCAUCAACAAGAUAUUCGUGCUGACACAGUUCAACUCGGCUUCCCUCAACCGACACUUAGCACGUACUUACUUUGGGAAUGGUAUCAACUUUGGAGGUGGUUUCGUUGAGGUUCUUGCUGCUACACAAACACCAGGGGAAGCUGGGAAGAAGUGGUUUCAAGGAACAGCUGAUGCUGUCAGAAAAUUUCUUUGGGUGUUUGAGGAUGCCAAGAACAGGAACAUAGAGAACAUACUUAUUUUGUCUGGAGAUCAUCUCUAUAGAAUGAACUACAUGGACUUUGUUCAGUCUCAUGUAGAUAGUAACGCUGAUGUUACUCUUUCCUGCGCACCAGUCAGCGAAAGCCGUGCAUCGAACUUUGGUUUAGUGAAGAUUGAUAGAGGUGGGCGUGUAACCCACUUCUCUGAGAAACCAACUGGUGUUGAUCUGAAAUCAAUGCAAACGGACACAACAAUGCUUGGACUAUCUCAUGAAGAAGCUACAGAUUCUCCAUACAUUGCAUCAAUGGGAGUUUAUUGUUUCAAAACCGAAGCUUUGCUGGAUCUUUUGACACAACAGUAUCCGACUUCCAACGACUUUGGAUCUGAGGUUAUUCCUGCUGCCAUAAGAGAUCAAGAUGUUCAAGGAUACAUAUUCCGAGAUUACUGGGAAGAUAUUGGAACUAUAAAGACUUUCUAUGAGGCUAACCUAGCUCUUGUUGAUGAGAGACCAAAGUUUGAGUUCUAUGAUCCAGACACACCGUUCUACACUUCUCCACGGUUCCUCCCACCAACAAAAACUGAGAAAUGCCGUAUGGUAGAUUCGAUAAUCUCACACGGAUGUUUCAUGCGAGAAUGCAGCGUCCAACGCUCCAUCAUUGGAGAAAGGUCACGUCUUGACUAUGGAGUUGAGCUUCAGGAUACGUUGAUGUUAGGUGCAGAUUAUUACCAAACUGAAUCUGAGAUUGCAUCUCUGUUAGCGGAAGGAAAGGUUCCAAUUGGUAUUGGUCAAGAUACAAAGAUCAGGAAAUGCAUCAUUGACAAGAAUGCCAAGAUUGGUAAAAACGUGAUCAUCAUGAACAAAGGCGAUGUUCAAGAAGCGGAUAGGCCAGAGGAAGGAUUCUACAUUCGGUCUGGAAUCACUGUGGUUGUCGAGAAGGCUACAAUUCAAGAUGGUACUGUUAUAUGAAUGGAGCCUUGAACUAUUUGAAAUGCCAAAGCAACAAUCUAGCCGGAGAUUCUAUUCGCUUUUUGGCGGGGAGAUUUUAAACGAGAGAGCUUGGAUCUUUGAAUGUAAAACUUAGAAAAAGGGGUCAGGUCAAGUUUAGCUAAUCUUUUUAAUACUACAAUCAGAGAUGGCCAGUCACUUUUUUUUUUCCUGUAUUAUGAACCU
This is a messenger RNA of Brassica oleracea var. oleracea, 1915 nucleotides long. RefSeq names its product probable glucose-1-phosphate adenylyltransferase large subunit, chloroplastic. NCBI's taxonomy places the organism in Eukaryota, Viridiplantae, Streptophyta, Magnoliopsida, Brassicales, Brassicaceae. Bases 134 to 1711 code for a protein of 525 amino acids. Gene Ontology annotation, molecular function: glucose-1-phosphate adenylyltransferase activity. The record is from RefSeq and is a predicted model, not a curated record. The transcript is spliced from 15 exons. Gene Ontology annotation, biological process: glycogen biosynthetic process.